Zalophus californianus (California sea lion) is the source of this 5467-nucleotide messenger RNA. RefSeq names its product beta-galactosidase-1-like protein 2. Bases 43 to 2022 code for a protein of 659 amino acids. The transcript has 18 exons. Gene Ontology annotation, molecular function: beta-galactosidase activity. Lineage: Eukaryota; Metazoa; Chordata; Mammalia; Carnivora; Otariidae. The record is from RefSeq and is a predicted model, not a curated record. Gene Ontology annotation, biological process: carbohydrate metabolic process. Gene Ontology annotation, cellular component: vacuole.
UACAGUGCUAGCUGCGGUCCCUGCACCGCGCGCAGUCGCGCGAUGGGCAAGUGGAGCAUCGGGCGAAAGCCGGGCCGCGCGCUCGGACUCCUGCUGCUGGUGAUCUUGAGUUUCCUGGUGCUCUGCAGGUUGGAUUGGUAUAAUCUGCUCCCUGCAUGGCUUAAACAACGGCAGUCAGGGCUGCAGGCCAACGGCCAAUACUUCAUGCUGGAGGACUCCACUUUCUGGAUCUUCGGGGGCUCCAUGCACUAUUUCCGUGUGCCUAAGGAAUACUGGAGGGACCGUUUGCUGAAGAUGAAAGCCUGUGGCUUGAAUACCCUCACCACCUAUGUUCCAUGGAACCUCCAUGAGCCAGAAAGAGGCAAAUUUGACUUCUCUGGGAACCUGGACCUGGAGGCCUUUGUGCUGAUGGCUGCGGAGAUCGGGUUGUGGGUGAUUCUGCGUCCAGGCCCCUACAUCUGCAGUGAGAUUGACCUUGGGGGCUUGCCCAGCUGGUUACUCCAAGACUCUGGCAUGAGGCUGAGAACAACUUACAAGGGCUUCACCGAAGCAGUGGACCUUUAUUUUGAUCACCUGAUGUCCAGGGUGGUGCCACUCCAGUACAAGCACGGAGGCCCCAUCAUUGCUGUGCAGGUGGAGAAUGAAUAUGGUUCCUAUAACAGAGACCCUGCCUAUAUGCCUUACAUCAAGAAAGCCUUGGAGGACCGAGGUAUUGUGGAAUUGCUUUUGACUUCAGACAACAAGGAUGGCCUGCAAAAGGGAGUCAUGGAUGGAGUGCUGGCCACCAUCAACCUGCAGUCACAACAUGAGCUGCAGUUAUUAACCAACUUUCUCUUAAGUGUGCAGAGGGUUCAGCCCAAGAUGGUGAUGGAGUACUGGACAGGGUGGUUUGACUCGUGGGGAGGCCCACACAACAUCCUGGAUUCUUCUGAAGUUCUAAAAACAGUGUCUGCCAUCCUCGAUGCUGGCUCCUCCAUCAACCUCUACAUGUUCCAUGGAGGUACCAACUUUGGCUUCAUAAAUGGAGCCAUGCAUUUUCAUGAAUAUAAAUCUGAUGUCACCAGCUACGACUAUGAUGCUGUGCUGACAGAGGCUGGGGAUUACACAGCCAAGUACUUCAAGCUCCGAGGUUUCUUUGGCUCUAUCUCAGGUGUCCCUCUUCCUCCCCAACCUGACCUCCUUCCCAAGACUGCGUAUAAGCCCUUGAGACCGAAUUUAUACCUGUCACUGUGGGACGCCCUGCAGUACAUGGAGGAGCCAGUCAAUUCUGAAAAACCAGUCAAUAUGGAGAACCUGCCAAUAAACAAUGGAAAUGGACAGUCCUUUGGGUACACUCUGUACGAGACUACCAUUGCUUCAUCGGGCAUCCUCAGUGGUCUUGUGCGUGACCGGGGACAGGUAUUUGUGAACACAGUGUCUGUAGGAUUCUUGGACUAUGAAAGGAAGAAGAUUGUUAUUCCCUUGAUCCAGGGUUACACCAGGCUGAGGAUCUUGGUGGAGAAUCGCGGGCGAGUCAACUACGGGGAUAACAUUGAUGACCAGCGCAAAGGUUUAAUUGGAAAUAUCUAUCUGAAUGAUUCUCCCCUGAAAAAAUUCAGAAUCUACAGCCUGGAUAUGAAAAAGAGCUUCUUUCAGAGGUUCAGCAUCGACAAAUGGAGCCCUAUCCCUGAAGUACCUACGUUCCCUGCUUUCUUUUUGGGUGCCUUGUCUAUUUCCCUUCCCCCUUUUGACACCUUCAUGAAGCUGGAGGGCUGGGAGAAGGGGGUUGUAUUCAUCAAUGGCCAAAACCUUGGACGCUACUGGAACAUUGGACCCCAGGAGACCCUAUACCUCCCAGGUGCCUGGUUGGACCAAGGCAUCAACCAGGUGGGAGCAUUUGCAGCUUCUUCCCUUGACCCAGCCCUCCCUGGUAUCACAAUGUUUUCCUGGGAGCGGGGUUCAGGUAACAGUCUAUUUAGGCUCAUUACGGUAGGAGAUGGGUCAGAAGGUUUAGCCAGCCCCUUCUGCAUUCCUCCUUGGUGAUGAUGAAUUGUGGGUCCCUGUUCCUUCCAGUGUGGCUCUCAAUCCCUUCCCCUAAGGCACCCUCAUCUGGCUCCAAGACAAACCUUUACUGCUGUCAUACACCAGCCCUUCUUUCCCCCAGGUUAUUGUUUUCGAGGAGAAGAUGGCAGGCCCUGUGAUACAGUUCACUGAAACACCCCACCUAGGCAGGAGCCAGUAUCUUGAUUGAGCAGCACCACCCCGCGCCCCCUGGUGGCGAGAAGCAGGAGAGCACCACAGUCCCCCGUCAGCUGACCGGAGCCUGGUGCUCUGCUCCUUCACACCCUCCCAUGCAGGAGAGUUUCCUUAAGUAGCAUCCUCAGGCAGCCAUGUGGCUACAGCAAGGCCCACUCGUUCAGUUCAAGACCCUAAACUUGGAAGAACUGAAGAAGAAAAGUGGGAUAGGAGGGUGGGACCCCCUCCUUACCUAAGUGGCUUUAAAAAAUUUUUUUAUUGUUAUGUUAAUCACCAUACAUUACAUCAUUAGUUUUUGAUGUCCUAAGUGGCUUCUUGACUGGGCUUUGUUGCUGGCACCUUUCCUACUUCCCUUUAACUUCUGGGAGAAGACAGAGGGAUGUCCCUCUAGGGUAGGAAUGUCUAAUCAGAUGUCCACGUGAUGAUGCCUGGGGCCCUCAGUUGGGCAUAACUUCUAGACACAGGUUUGCUCCUAUGAUGUUCUCACCUGUGCUCAACCAUGCCCCUCCUGGCCCCUUUUCAUCUGAAAUAGGAGGUUUGUCACCAUUUGUAGAGGAUAGGGAAGCGGGUAGGUGUCUCACCUGAAUCAUCUUUUUUCUUCUCAACCCUCCCCAAGCCUUCUCUGGGAUUCUGGAAGAAACUAUGAGAGACACACACAUUUUCUCCUUCUCAUUUUCCACUCUAAUUGCAUCUGACAGGAUGACAAGCCAAGCUUAGGAGAAACAGAAAUACUCAGCCACUUACUUUCCUGAAUUAGAGAGUAUUUCCAGUUUUACUCAAUGAGAAGAAGCAUCAGCUGAGGAGGGAAUGCAGGCCCUAGUAAGAACCACACCCUGAUCUGAAGGCCCAGCUCUGGGGGCACGGGCAAGUAGUCUCCCUGGAAUGUUGGUGUAGCCACGGGGCCCACAGGCCUAGUCCAGAUCUUGCAUCCAGCUCAGUCUCUCUCCCUCAACUCCCUGUAACUAAGCAGCAGGGAGGAGAAGCAGCCUUCCUUUGCAAUUGUCUGUCCAAAUUUGAGGCGCUUGUUCUAGGGAUUGAAUCCACUGGGUUAGCUCUGGUUCACUGUCCUGAAUUGCAAUAAAGCAACAGAGUUGAAUCAAACCCUUUUUGGUGAUACUUUUCUUCUGAUUCAGAUCAGAAGAACCACCUGGUGGUAUUUCUCAGGGUCCAGGUCUGCUCUUUGGUACCUUGCUGGGGAGCUCAGAGCUAGUGGAUUCAGGAGAUGUGCUUCUGUUUAUCACAAGCAAAGGUAUUGUGGGGUCAGGUACCCACUUAGCCCAUCCAGCACUCAGAGUCUAGACAGACUUUACCCGGUUAGUAGGUGCUCCAGCCCCUGGCUCCUUACCACCUCCCUCCUGACCUUCAUUCUGCCUGAAAUGUCAUCGUGAAUCGGCAGUGCCCUUGGGGAGGAGAAGUCAUAUACAGAUCCAUUCUGGUGCUGGUGGGCAGGUGCUGAGGUUCUGCUGGACAGCCAAGAGCUCUCCAUGUGAGGUAGCGGGUGAGUUUUCCUCACACAUAACAUCUGGAUUGUACUGCCACAAACUAUUUUCAAUAGUAAUCAAAGUUAGAUAGCCAACACCUCCUCGGGACGGUACAGGAGCCCAUAAAGACCUUUGCGGAAUAGCAGGCCAUGAGGCUCCCAGCAGCCCCAUGGCUCCCAUCUUGGGCUUGCCUAAGGAAGGGGGCAUUUGUGGUGUGUAGCCAUUGGGCCCACGAGCCGAGCCUGGGUCAAGGACAGACAGUUAGUUACAAGGGGCUGGGCCCAAGGGUCCACAGGGGCAGAGAAAUGGAGCUUAUGAAAGUGAAUUUCAUGGACAAGGGGUGGGGAGCCAGAUACGGGUAAAGUCCUCAGUCUUGCUCAAACUCAUCUGCUGUUCCUGAAUUGCCUUGCAAUGGAAAGCACACAGCUAACACUCGGAUGAGACCAGGGCUUGGGCAUGGCCAGCACUGGAGAGUGUGUCAUUGCACCUUACUUUACACCUGAGCGGAAUUUUACAAAGGUGUAUGUAAAAGUUGGCUUCUGUUGGAAAAUGUGAUAGGGAACUGGAGUUUGAAAUGAAUCUUACGGUGAUCCUUUUGUAAAGUGAGGAAUCCCCUUGAAUUGCUUUUAUCCAAAUCUGUGCAGGGCUGCUUUGGUCCUCUUGCACCAACUCACUGUUCUUGACCUUCUUAUCUGCCAGCUGACCCUGCAGCUUCUCUCUGUCAAAGCCCCUUGGCAGAGCUCAUCUUCCAGAGUUUAUUCAUGGUUUGUCCAGACCUUCCUGCUGGAUGGCCUCAUCACAGAGUCUUUAGAAGACUCCUCAUAACCCUUAACCUCUAAAUGCUGAAGGUCUUCAGGCCUGCUCCUUGGGGCUUUUCUUCUGUCCACACUCACUGUUGGGGGGCCUCACUGACUUGGGGGGUUUGUAAAUAGCCUCAACAUUCAUGCUCUCUGAUGUUUUUCUCCAUCCAAGCUCCAGGCCCACUCACUGUCCACUCACCUUCUCUCCUGCGUGUGACACCACACUCUGAUGACUGCCCCCGCGAUCCCUCCUGCACUCCACCCCGCAGCAGGAAAUGGCAAUUCUAUUCUGUGUCUUAGAUUUGUUUUGGCUCCUCUCUUUCGUAUUGCAUAGCCACUCCAUCAGGUGAUUCUCCUGGCUGUACCUCAAAACACGUCCAGAACCUGACCGCUUCUCUCUGCCCCAAGGUUUGCUCUUCUGACUCACUGUCCUCUCCUGCCUGGAUCAUGGCAGGAGCGGCCUCACCUAGCCUAUCCUGCCCUCUGUUUAUCAUCAGCACAGGAAGGGGAGUGAUUUCUUUACAGGCCGGUUAGAUCGUGUUGGUCCUUUGCUCCAAACCCUCCAAUGGUUGCAAUUCCCUUUUCCCUUGGGGGAGAAGCCGAAAGCUUUGCCCUGGUUUCCAGGGCCAACGUAUUCUGCACCCUCCACCAACUGCGGUCCAUUCCCCCCUCCCACCCUACCCCUUCCCAUCUUGCCAGUCACUUGCAGGCACACUGGCCUUUUUGCUGCUCUUUAAACAUGCUAAGUACUCUCUGCAUGGGAGCAAGUUCUUUUCUGGAAAGCUCUGACCCAGGUAACUGCUGCACUGCUCUGUCCCCUUAUCAGGGAGGCUCUUCUGACGGCCCUAGAGUAGGGAUCAGCUCCUCCUCAGCUCCACUCUGACACCUCCAUCCAGCCUCAUACUUCUCCUUAGACCAGAUCACAUCUGAAAUACUGUAGAUUUGCCUAGU